Mya arenaria is the source of this 1386-nucleotide messenger RNA. Its product is annotated as 300 kDa antigen AG231-like. NCBI's taxonomy places the organism in Eukaryota, Metazoa, Mollusca, Bivalvia, Myida, Myidae. The transcript is spliced from 2 exons. The coding region runs from base 1 to 1386 and encodes 461 amino acids. The record is from RefSeq and is a predicted model, not a curated record.
AUGACGCACAACACCACCAGUCAACAGACGCUCAACGAGACGCACAUCACCACCAGUCAACAGACGCUCAACGAGACGCACAGCACCACCAGUCAACAUACUCUCAACGCGACGCACAUCACCACCAGUCAACAGACUCAACAGACGCUCAACGAGACGCUCACCACCACCAGUCAACAGACGCUCAACGAGACGCACACCACCACCAGUCAACAGACGCUCAACGAGACGCACACCACCACCAGUCAACAGACGCUCAACGAGACGCACAGCAACGCCAGUCAACAGACGCUCAACGAGACACACAGCACCGCCAGUCAACAGACGCUCAACGAGACGCACAUCACCGCCAGUCAACAGACGCUCAACGAGACGCACACCACCACCAGUCAACAGACGCUCAACGAGACGCACACCACCACCAGUCAACAGACGCUCAACGAGAAGCACAUCACCACCAGUCAACAGACGCUCAACGAGACGCACACCACCACCAGUCAACAGACGUUCAACGAGACGCACACCACAACCAGUCAACAUACUCUCAACGAGACGCACAUCACCACCAGUCAACAGACGCUCAACGAGACGCACACCACCACCAGUCAACAGACGCUCAACGAGACGCACACCACCACCAGUCAACAGACGCUCAACGAGACGUACAUCACCACCAGUCAACAACUAGACGCACACCACUACCAGUCACCAGACGCUCAACGAGACGCACACCACCACCAGUCAACAGACGCUCAACGAGACGCACACCACCACCAGUCAACAGACGCUCAACGAGACGCACACCACUACCAGUCAACAGAGCUCAACGAGACGCACACCACCACCAGUCAACAGACGCUCAACGAGACGCACACCACCACCAGUCAACAGACGCUCAACGAGACGCACACCACCACCAGUCAACAACGAGACGCACACCACCACCAGUCAACAGACGCUCAACGAGACGUACAUCACCACCAGUCAACAGUCGCUCAACGAGACGUACAUCACAACCAGUCAACAGACGCUCAACGAGACGCACAUCACCGCCAGUCAACAGUCAACAGACGCUCAACGAGACCCACAUCACCGCCAAUCAACAGUCGCUUAACGAGACGCACGUCACCGCCAGUCAACAGACGCUCAACGAUACGCACAUCACCACCAGUCAACAGACGCUCAACGAGACGCACAUCACCGCCAGCCAACAGUCGCUCAACAAGACGCACAUCACCACCAGUCAACAGUCGCUCAACGAGACGCACAUCACCGCCCGUCAACAAUCACCGCCAGUCAACAUACUCUCAACGAAACGCACAUUACCGCCAGUCAACAGACGCUCAACGAGACGCACAUCACCGCCAGUCAACAUACUCUCCAUGA